UCGCUCAUACUCCCAUUGUUGUAGUCAUUUACACAUUCAUAUUGCAUAAGUUGUUUGUCUAUAUUUGUUACAGAUAAAGCCAUAUGAUGUGUUGAACUUUGCCAUUGAUGUAACAAGAUAUCAAUUCAUAUACUCGUCUGUGACAUCAAUUUCAUGGACAGUGUGUUGUGCGACUCCAGUAACAUAGUAUACGUUCAUCAUGAGUAUAAUAAGAUUUUUUUCAUGCGAAGCGUUUAGUGUCCAUAAGACAAAAGAAAUACUUCAGAAGCUAAGAGUCAUUGACCAUGAUGUGGUGGAGUUAUCUACUGAGCUGUGUUACCAUGUGGAGUUGGCCGAGGGCUGUGAAUACCUGAACAUAAAUCAAAUAAAGAUUCUGAAGUGGCUUUUGAGUUCCCCACUCGAGCACAAUUCUUUGAGGAAUAAUACUGUCUACACUAAUGUGAAAGAUAACCAGGUUAUUAUUGAAAUUGGGCCAAGAUUCAAUUUCUCAACAGCCGAUUCGAGUAACUCAGUCCAAAUUUGCGAAAGCGUCGGUGUACACGACGUGGUUCGCCUCGAGGUAUCAACCAGACACCUCAUCACCUUCAACAAAACCAAGAAUGUCUCGAAACAGCACUUUGAGGACUUGGCCUCAGUUUUGCAUGAUAGGAUGACGCAAUGUAUAUACACGUCGGACAAUCUGCCGAGGCACAGUUUCAAUGAGGGGCUGCCUAGUGAUCUGGAGCCAUGGUUUGUGGUGCCUCUUCAAAAGGAGGGACGACCAGCUAUGGAACGAGUCAACCAAAAACUAGGCCUGGCGUUCGAUUCCUGGGACAUGGACUUUUACACGGACCUGUUUGUAAAUAAACUGAAGCGUGACCCAACUAGCGUGGAGUUGUUCGAUCUAGCCCAGAGCAACAGCGAGCACUCUCGUCAUUGGUUCUUUAAGGGCAAAAUCAUACUGGACGGCAAAGAGAUCAACGAAUCAUUAAUUGAUAUGGUUGCUUCCACUCAAGCGACGUCGAACGAUAACAACGUCAUUAAGUUCGGUGAUAACAGCAGUGCUAUCAAAGGAUUCAAGCACACAAAACUAAAGCCGACCAACGUCCGAGCGCCAUCCCAAGUCACCCAAGAGGUCACUGAAUCCGACAUCAUUUUCACAGCGGAGACCCACAAUAUGCCCACCGCGGUGGCUCCGUUCAGUGGGGCCACUACUGGGACUGGUGGGCGUAUUAGAGACGUACAGGGGGUGGGGAGAGGAGGGCAUACUGUUGCUGGGACUGCUGGAUAUAGUGUUGGAAACUUGAACAUACCUGGCUACGAACUACCAUGGGAGGAAAAGAACUGGGAGUACCCGAGCAACUUCGCUAGUCCGCUGCAGAUCAUCAUCGAAGCGAGCAACGGCGCUUCUGACUACGGCAACAAGUUUGGAGAACCGGUUAUUACUGGAUUUGUUCAGUCAUACGGCCUAAAGAACGGCGAUUACGUGCGUGAGGAGUUCGUAAAGCCAAUCAUGUUCAGCGGCGGCAUUGGAUACAUGCCACAUUCCAUGAUCAAAAAGAAUAAGCCAGAUAAAGGCAUGCUUCUAGUGAAGAUCGGAGGGCCCGUGUACCGCAUCGGCGUGGGCGGCGGCGCGGCUUCCUCCGUCGCGGUGCAGGGCGGCGACUCGCGCGACCACGCGUUGGACUUUGGAGCUGUGCAGAGAGGUGAUGCUGAAAUGGGCAACCGUCUCAACAGAGUCGUAAGAGGGUGUCUUGAGGCUGACGUUAACCCGGUUGAGUCGAUCCACGACCAAGGUGCCGGCGGCAACGGCAACGUCCUAAAGGAGCUGGUGGAGCCCUCGGGCGCCGUGGUGUUCACGGCCGAGUUCCAGCUCGGAGACCCCACCGUCACCACCCUGGAGCUGUGGGGCGCCGAGUACCAGGAGAAUGAUGCGCUGCUGUGCUCUAAGGAGAACAGGACUCUUCUAGAAGAAAUCUGCCAUCGCGAGCGCUGCCCCGUUUCCUUCGUGGGCGAAGUGACCGGCGACGGUUAUAUGAGUCUCGUGGAGGGGCCGUUCAACGACCAGUACCUCAGCAGGAACGAGAGACUGAAACCUGAGAUCAAGCCCAAACUGCCGUACGAUCUCCACUUGGAGGCUGUCUUAGGAAAUAUGCCAAGAAAGACAUUCGACUUGCGCCAGGACAAGAGAACCAAGUUGCCACUUUCGCUACCAAAGGACGUCACCGUAAAAAGUGCACUGGAUAGAGUUUUGAGACUCGUCAAUGUUGCUAGCAAGAGAUACCUAACUAAUAAGGUGGACCGCUGCGUCACGGGUCUAGUAGCCCAGCAACAGUGCGUGGGCCCGCUCCACACGCCGCUAGCGGACUGCGCGGUCAUCGCCCUGUCGUACCACGAGCUCGUCGGCUCGGCCACCUCCAUCGGAACGCAGAACAUCAAGGGCCUGCUCGACCCCGCCAAGGGAGCGAGGCUGUCGCUUGGAGAGGCUCUUACCAACUUGGUGUUCGCCGGCAUCUCAUCUCUCGAAGACGUGAAGUGCUCGGGCAACUGGAUGUGGUCGGGCAAGACGGGCGGCGCGGGCGCAGCGCUCGUGGUGGCGUGCGACGCCGUGUGCGGCGCCAUGCGGGCGCUGGGAGUGGCCGUGGACGGCGGCAAGGACUCGCUGUCUAUGUGCGCGCAAGUCGCUGGAGACACAGUUCGUUCGCCUGGAACCCUAGUAGUGUCUACGUACGCGCCGUGCCCUGACAUCACUGUCAAAAUAGAACCGGCUCUCACAGCCGAGAACUCUGUGCUCGUCCACGUGCCCGUAUCAGCUGGGAAAUACAGAUUGGGAGGUUCUGCCUUGGCGCAGUGCUACAAGCAACUCGGCGACAACCCGCCUGAUCUCGACCAACCGGCCGUUCUGAAGUCACUGUUUAAGAUCACGCAGAAACUGUUGAAAGAAAAGAAGCUUCUAUCCGGCCACGACAUCAGCGAGGGAGGUUUCAUCACCACCGUCCUAGAGAUGGGCAUCGGUGGUCUCAGAGGUCUUCACAUAGAACUCCAAGCCCCCGUGUCGGCCAUCGAAGCGCUCUUUAAUGAAGAAUUGGGCAUCGUCGUAGAAGUUGCGCCUGAGAAUCUGCAAUACGUGCUCGCCGAGUAUAAUAAUAGUGGAGUGAAAGCGCAGAAGAUUGGUCUUACAGGGAAAUAUGGCAUGCGUUCUGAGGUCUCCGUAAAAGUGAAUGGCGAAUCAGUGUUGAAGACUCAGCUGAUAGACGUGUACAGAAUGUGGGAAGAGACGAGCUACCAGCUGGAGUGCCUGCAGGCCAAUUCCGAAUGCGUCAAACAGGAAUGGGAAGGUCUCGAGCGACGCAAGGGAGUGACGUACAACGUGACCUACGAUCCUACAGCCGCUGUGAUCAAGUCAAAAUCCGUCAGGGUUGCAGUUCUUCGUGAAGAAGGAACGAACGGCGACCGUGAAAUGAUCGCUUCACUGUUGAUGGCCAACUUCGAAGUCUUCGAUGUGACCAUGAGCGACUUGCAGAAAGGCAAAAUCACGCUUGACGCUUUCAAGGGACUUGUGUUCCCCGGUGGAUUCAGUUAUGCAGACACCCUAGGCUCAGCUAAAGGUUGGGCGGCCGGCAUCCUGUUCUCCAACUCGCUGAGCUCUCAGUUCGCCCACUUCAAGGAGCGACGCGACACUUUCUCCCUGGGCGUGUGUAACGGCUGCCAACUCAUGGCUCUGCUCGGCUGGAUCGACCCUGAGACCAACGCGCAAAACAAGACACAAGUGUUCUUGGCCCCUAAUACAUCGGAGAGAUUCGAAUGCCGCUGGAGCGCGGUAAAGAUCAGCGCCGGCAACGACGACGACGUGUGGUUCCGCGGCAUGGCGGGCAGCACGCUCGGCGUGUGGGUCGCGCACGGCGAGGGCCGCUUCACCGCCACCGACGCGGCGCUGGACAACAUGCAGGCGCAGCGGCAGAUCGCAAUGCAAUACGUCGACGACGAUGGGGCUCCUACUGAGACUUACCCGAUGAAUCCUAACGGCAGUCCGAUGGGCAUCGCCGGCGUGCGUUCCGUGGACGGGCGGCACGUGGCCAUGAUGCCGCACCCCGAGCGCUGCGUGCUGCGCUGGCAGUGCGCCGCGCCACCGCCCACACCGGCCACCCCGGCCACACCGGCCACCCCGGCCACACCGGCCACACCGCCCACACCGGCCACACGGGCCACCCCGGCGACACCGGCCAACGCCGACCUUCGCAGCCAGGCCUCGCCCUGGCUGACACUCUUCCGGAACGCAUACACGUGGGCUGCGAAACAUUAACCCCCGCAUUCGUUAAACAUUACGGGCCCGAUUUAGUUAAAUUAUGCUUUAUACCUUUCUUACAAAUACAUAAGUCGAAAUGACAGAAAAAGACAAACGAUUCAUAGCUAAUUCAAAUUCAGGCCAGUAACGCGUUUAUGAAUAACGCCAUAAAUCGUUCAACACGUUACGGAAAACGGGCCUCUUUCCUGUAGACAAUUUAUAAUUGUGUCGUUCUCAAGUAAAAGGUACCACAUUGCCGCUUGCCAUAAGGACGUUCUGACAGGUUAUUCGUAUACACAGAAAAAUUUCGUCCUUAUGGUAAGCGACAAAGUGGUAUUUUGCUUGAAAACGUCACAUUAUGUAGUUAAUACAUAUGUGACGUUUUCAACCAAAAGGUACCACAUUGUCGGUUGCCGAUAAGGUUGAUUUCUAAUUGAAGCUAUAUGAAAAUAGCGCCUUACUGACAAGCGACAAUAAGUACCCUUUUGGUUGAAAAUGGCACAUAUUAUAGUUAUGUAGGAUGCAUUUUAAGUCCAACAAGAAAUUGUAGAAAAUUAUUGAGGGCGCCACUUCCUACGUAACUGUCACAUGUUUGACGUAAAAUGCUUAAACAUGGCAACAAUUUAGUAUGGAAAUUUUUGUUCCAUUUUUUUUAAUUUUUACAAUUGUAUGUCGCACUAUACUAAGGCUUAUAUCAUACAACUUUUAAGAAGAUAGAACAUGCGUUUUUUCGACGCCGCGUCAAACACAAACAGUCAAUAAUUUUAUGAUAUCCACAGGAAAGACCCACUAACUCAUGCUAAAAAGUUUUUAACCAAGUGGUGAAUGUUGAUUGUGGAUGACUUUCCUGCCGUUAGAAUGCAUUUAGAAAUAGCUUUUAUUGGCUAUUGUGGUACUUUUUGAUUGAAAACGCUACAAGUAUCCUGACAUGCAAUAUUCAAUAUGCCUAUAUACGAGGGCAUUUGUAUAUUGUUAAUGCAGUGCAAGUAACAGAAACGCCUGCACACCAUACUUAAGGCGGUUCCCUGAGCCAGAAGGCGAAAAAUCUCCUUAUAUGAUCAUGUUUUUCUAAGAGGCGUUGAUAUUCGUAGACGUGGAAAAAAUAUAUGUAAUUCUUGACUAUAUUAUCUUUAAUUUUUAACAAGCAGAAACGUCUGCGAUCGAUGCUAUUAAGCUUAGAAUAAAUUUAAAAGUGGA
Molecule: messenger RNA, 5461 nt
Organism: Cydia strobilella
Lineage: Eukaryota; Metazoa; Arthropoda; Insecta; Lepidoptera; Tortricidae
Gene: Pfas
Product: phosphoribosylformylglycinamidine synthase
Exons: 23
Coding region: 200-4282 (1360 amino acids)
Biological process (GO): 'de novo' IMP biosynthetic process
Molecular function (GO): phosphoribosylformylglycinamidine synthase activity
Source: RefSeq, a predicted model, not a curated record